AUGUCUCGACGGCCGGCAAAUCCUGGAGCCGAUCGGGCACUCCAAAACCAGCAAACCAUCAAGAGCCUCUUGAAAUUGGAGGCCAAUAAGGUGUGCGCUGACUGCAAGCGCAACAAACAUCCAAGAUGGGCCAGUUGGAAUCUGGGCGUCUUCGUAUGCAUCCGAUGCUCGGGCAUCCACCGUGGCAUGGGUACGCACAUCAGCCGUGUCAAGUCUGUCGACCUCGACUCCUGGACCGAUGAACAACUACAGAGUGUAUUGAACUGGGGAAAUGCCCGCGCGAACAAAUAUUGGGAAGCAAAGUUGGCCCCUGGCCAUGUGCCCAGCGAAGCGAAGAUCGAGAACUUCAUCCGCACCAAAUACGAACUGAAGAGAUGGGUAAUGGACGGACCGAUGCCGGACCCUGCUACGUUGGAUGCAGAUGGCGAUGACGAUGUUCCCCUGAGCGUGGUCAAGGAGAAGCAAAAUAUUGAGCGGAGGGAAUCGACUCGGAAGAGCUCUAUCGGUCAGUCGUCGGCCCCAAGACGUGCCGCCCCACCACAAGAGGACUUGAUCGGUGGUGGCCUUGCCUCUGUACCACCACCGAGAGCUAGUACCGCCGGACCAACAGCGUCCAAGGUGCCUCCCAAAGCCGACCCUGCUCCUCCGAAGGCGACAAACACCAAGGAUUCGCUGCUGGGUUUGGAUUUCUUGGGCUCGGAAACUGCGGCGCCCCCUCGACCAGCCAGCACGACUGGCACACCAAGCGCUGGAGGCCAAUCCCGACCAGACCUCAAGCAGUCGAUUCUUUCACUGUACGCAGCCGCGCCACGACCUCAACCACAGGCUCCUCAACAACCAGUAUCUCAUGCCUCUUCGGGAUCAUUUAGCGGUCUGGGAUCCCCGACAGGGAUGUCACAGACCCAGGGUUCUUUUGGUGGGCUCAACGAUGCCUUCAGCAACUUGAGCUUUGGAAACUCUACUGCUCCCAAGCCCGCCCAAGUCGAUGCCUUCUCUAGUCUUGGAAGUUUCAGCUCCCCUCGCCCUGCGGCUCAGACAACCAGCAGCUCUUCGGCCUUCUCUGGUUUGAGCGGCGGCAGCUUCUUCGACUCCAAGCCAGCCACAUCAACUCAUCAAUCCAAGUCGUCCAUCGGCGGGCUUUCUGGGUGGGGCUCCGUCUCCUCCCCCGCGGCUGCUCCUAAACCGGCCGCCGCACCGGCCUCUGCUGCCCUUGGGGACCUCUUCGACUUUUCCUCGCCAGCACCUUCUCAGCCAGCCCCCGCCCCUAAGCCUGCGGUGUCGUCUCCCCCAAUGACCUCUUCCUCCGUAUUCAAUCUCAGCCAGCCAAAGCCCGCCCCAGCUCCCGCCCCCGCGCCAGUAGCCACCUCUAACACCCUUGGCUCUUUUGGCGGCAGCGGCUUCUCUGGUGCUGAUGUCUGGGGUGGAAACGCCUGGGCUUCUGACGAGCCCGCCAAGCCAGAGCCCCCAAAGGCGACGACCUCGACCUCGAAUGACUUUGGCUGGGGCUCCUUCUCCAGCCAACCCAUCGUGCCCAGCGCAUCAGGUGGUUUUGCCCCUGCUCCGAAGGUCACUGCGGACGAGGAGUUUGGCGGUUGGACAAGCGGUACCACUUCUACCAGCACAUCCAAGCCGGCUGUGCCCGGUGGCGACAGUGACUUGUUCAACAAUGUCUGGCAGUGA
Podospora anserina S mat+ is the source of this 1680-nucleotide messenger RNA. RefSeq lists its product as uncharacterized. Gene Ontology annotation, biological process: intra-Golgi vesicle-mediated transport; endocytosis; endoplasmic reticulum to Golgi vesicle-mediated transport. Bases 1 to 1680 code for a protein of 559 amino acids. The transcript is spliced from 2 exons. The record is from RefSeq and is a predicted model, not a curated record. NCBI's taxonomy places the organism in Eukaryota, Fungi, Ascomycota, Sordariomycetes, Sordariales, Podosporaceae. Gene Ontology annotation, molecular function: GTPase activator activity; metal ion binding. Gene Ontology annotation, cellular component: Golgi apparatus.